This is a messenger RNA of Pteronotus mesoamericanus, 3651 nucleotides long. RefSeq names its product transmembrane protein 132B (gene TMEM132B). The record is from RefSeq and is a predicted model, not a curated record. Bases 1 to 3516 code for a protein of 1171 amino acids. NCBI's taxonomy places the organism in Eukaryota, Metazoa, Chordata, Mammalia, Chiroptera, Mormoopidae. The transcript is spliced from 10 exons.
AUGGCGGUGAUGGUGAUGGUGACAAUAGCGGUGAUGGUGACAGUGGUGGUGAUGGUGACAAUGGCGGUGAUGGUGAUGGUGACAAUGGUGAUGGUGACAGUGGUGGUGAUGGUGACAAUGGCGGUGAUGGAGGUUGUCCGUGUCCCCCCGGAGCUCCCCUGGGGCUCCCCGGGAGCCGCGCACCGUCGGUGCUGCGAGCAGAGCGUCCCUCCGCCGCAGAGCCUCUGGCUGGCGCUCUUGGUGCUCCCCUGCGAGCCCGAAUGUGAUCGUGUCCCUGGCUCAGAGGGGGCCAGCGGGGACGAGGAGCCCCGCCCAGCUGAGCCCCACUCGGCGGAGAGUCGCGGAGUCGCCGACAGCCUGCAGAGGUUCUCCUCACUGCCUGCCUACCUCCCUGCGAGCCUCCACGUCGCGGACGCAGACGAGUCCUUCUUCCUUAAAGAAGCCAACCAGGACGUCACCGGGAACUCCAGCCUGCGGGCCCGCGCGGAGCCGUUUUUCGUGUACCGGGCCCGGACGGCCCCGGCGGUCAAUGCCAGCUACGGCCCCUUCUCCACCGAGAAGACCGUCCCGCAGGAGCUGCUGCCGGCCUCCGCAGCCUUCGCGAGCGUGGGCAGGUUUCCCUUCAACUGGAAGCUGAAGUCCCAUGUGCUCGACAGCUCCAUCUACUCCAACAGACCCAAAGUGCAGACCCUGUUUUACGUCACCGGCAUGGACUGGGACGACAGCGACCCCGGGGAGAGCCUGCCCUGUGUCAAGAUGUUCGCCUUCCCGGAGGCCAGGGAGGUGGCGGCCAGCUGCCGCCUGCAAGGGGCCCCAGGGCUGUGCGUGGCCGAGCUGGAGCUGCUGCCCGAGUGGUUCAGCUCGGGGCUGGACCUGGAGCCGGAGGAGGAGAUCCCCGCCCUGCUCGGGGGCACGGCCAUGGAGCUGUUCUUCUCACUCUUCCCCGCAGACUCGGCCGGCCGCUGUCCCCUGGAGGAGGACGGCAAGUGGGCCAACAACAUCCACGCGGGCCCCGAGGGGCCGCCGCCUGCGCCGCCGGCCCGGGAGCGGAUCGGCAGCGUGGUGGUCUACCCGACCCAGGACGACCUCAAGUGGUCGCUGCUGAGCCUGGACGAGAACGUUGUCAUCUCUGUCCCCCUGAACCUCAUCCGCGAAGGGGGCGCGGCCACCUUCUUGGUGUCUCUGGCCGGCGGCUCCGUGGCGGACCACUUCACUCUCAGGAUCAAGGCGGCAGCCGGCGUGAAGGUCGUGGCGGUGAGGGUCAGCAGCGAAGACCACUGGGCCGUCCGGGAAGAAAUCGACAACGGUGGCGCUCAGACCACGGCCGCCCUCACCUGCGUGGGCCGGCACCUGGACCCGCAGAGCAGAGCGAACGGCUCCGUCUCCGAGAUCCUGCAAGUGGACUUCGGCGUGGACAACAGCAGCGAGCUGGCCGGGGCCCAGGCGAUCACGUGGCAGGUGGAGUACCCGGCGGCGGAGUCCAUGAGCGAGCUGGCCGUCUCCGAGAUCUUCGUCAGCCAGACCAGCUUUGUGGGCAUCGUCCCGCUGGCGAUGGACACGGAGAUGCUGAACACGGCCGUGCUCACUGGGAAGGUCGUCUCGGUCCCCGUCAAGGUCGUGGCCGUUCAGGAGGACGGCUCCGUGGUGGACGUGUCGGAGUCCCUGGAAUGCAAGUCUGCGGAUGAAGACGUCAUUAAGGUGUCUGACGGCUGCGACUCCGUGUUCGUGAACGGCAAGGAGAUGAGGGGCAGAGUGGGCACCACUGUGAGCUUCACCCACCAGCACUUCGCCGCGCAGCUGGAGGUCACCGUAUGGGCGCCCCGGCUGCCCCUGCAGAUCGAGGUCUCGGACACGGAGCUGAGCCAGGUCAAAGGCUGGCGGGUCCCCGUGGCCCCCAACAGGAGGCCCACGCGGGAGAGCGAGGAUGAGGAGGACGAGGAGCGGCGCGGCCGCGGGUGCGCCCUGCAGUACCAGCGUGCCGCGGUGCGUGUGCUAGCGCAGUUUGUGGCCGAGGCGCCGGGCGCGGGCCCACCCAGCUACCUGCUGGGCCCCGACUGGCAGCUCGACAUCACCGACCUUGUGGCGGAGUUCGUGACUGUGGAGGAGCCGAGGGUCGCCCAGCUGGAGGCCGGCCGGACCCUGGUGGGCCGGGAGCCGGGCAUCACCGCUGUGCAGGUCCUGUCGCCUCUCUCGGACUCCAUCCUGGCUGAGAAGACGGUCACCGUCCUGGAGGACCGCGUCACCGUCGCUGACCUGGGCGUGCAGCUCGUGGCCGGCUUGUCCCUCUCCCUGAGGCCUCACGGGGGGGACAGAAGGGCCAUCGUGUCCACAGUGACGGCCCAGGACGUCCUCCAGGCCCCGCAGCAGGAAGCCAUAAUCAGCUCCUGGAUUUUGUUCAGUGAUGGUUCGGCGACGCCCUUGGACAUCUACGACCCCGAGGACUUCUCUGUGUCGCUCUCCUCGCUGGACGAGAUGGUGGUGUCCGUCCGGGAGAGCCUUCCGCCCAAGUGGCCGGUCGUGGCUGCACAGGGCGAGGGCCAGGGGCCCCUGAUCAAGCUGGAGAUGAUGAUCAGCGAGCCCUGCCAGAAGACCAAGAGGAGGAGUGUGCUCGCCACGGGCAGGGGACACGUCAAGGUCAAGUUCGACCCAAACAUCGGCCGACACCACGGAGGCAGCAACGACAUCGAGGGCAUAAGUCGGGGCUCCAUGGACCCCCUCAGCAAUGCCAUCGCGCGCGAGGGACACCAGGGGAGGGCGGCGCCGGAGUGGCCGCCACGCGGCGCCGCCGUCAGCCCGGACGGAAGGACCAAUGGCAGCACUGCCCCACCGCCCCCUGGGGAGAGGAGGGACAAGGGGCUCCUCAGGAGCGGUGGGCCAGACGCCUUCACGAGCUUCCCCGCUCGGGGGGAGUCCCGGGAGCCCAAGCACCCGAGGGACCUCACCGUGGCCCCCCGGGGCCUGAGCGACCUGGAGAUCGGCAUGUACGCGCUGCUGGGCGUCUUCUGCCUGGCCAUCCUGGUCUUCCUCUCCAACUGCGUGGCCUUUGCCUGGAAGUACCGGCACAAGCGGCUCGCCGUGAGCGAGCAGGGCCCCGUCCCCCACUCCCACGACUGGGUUUGGCUCGGGAACGAGGCGGAGCUCCUGGAGAACCCCGUGGAUGUCUCGCUGCCAUCGGAGGAGUGCACGACCGUGAUCGACCGGGGGCUGCAGUUCGAGGAGAGGAACUUCCUCCUCAGCGGCGGCUCCCAGAAGGUCUUCCACAGCCACCUGCUCCGGCCGGCCGACUACGUCUACGAGAAGGAGAUGCAGAACGAGCCCGUCACGCCGUCGGGCCCCAAGCGGAAGAGGGUCAAAUUCACCUCCUACACCACCAUCCUGCCGGAGGACGGGGGCCCGUAUACCAACUCCAUCCUGUUCGACAGUGACGACAGCAUCAAGUGGGUCUGCCAGGACGUGGGGCUGGCGGGCUCGCCAGACUUCAGAGACUACAUGGGAAGCCUGCAGGAGCAGAUGUGAGCCGCUUUCCGACCUUCGUAUUCACCUUUAUGCCUUCUGUUUUCGCAGCGGUGGCGCGGCGAGCGUGGUUAGCAAUAGGGGUGGCGUGACAAGGCCUGGGUCGGGGGGCCCGGGGUCCCUGUCCUCGACCGGCUC